Copidosoma floridanum is the source of this 360-nucleotide messenger RNA. RefSeq names its product anaphase-promoting complex subunit 5-like. Lineage: Eukaryota; Metazoa; Arthropoda; Insecta; Hymenoptera; Encyrtidae. The record is from RefSeq and is a predicted model, not a curated record.
AUGCCCUUUCAAGCGCUGCGUAACGUUAAAGACGCUAUGAUACACAUCUUAGCUCACGGCGGAUUGUACGACCAGGCUCGAGCUUACGUCACGUACGCCAAGGUGCUAUCGGCCAACACGCAAAAUCAGACUGCCGAGACGAAAAAGUACAUGAUGAUGGAGGCCAUAAAACAUUUGCAAAAGGCCAAAAAAAUACUAGAAAAGCUAGAAGCUAACGACAGAUUAAAGAGCACACUGUAUCUCUUGAGUGUUUUUUAUAACGAGAUCGGUAUGCACGACGAGCGCAACAAGUGUGCCUUUGAAUUCAAACAGCUAGACCAGCAGUUCCCUAUGGAUAGAAAUCAUGUUAUUUUGUUUUGA